AUGGAUGUACGUUUUUACCCCAAUGCUGGAGGAAAUGCUAUUCCUGGAGAACCAGGAAACCUGGAUUUCUCCCACUGUUUGGGAUACUACAACUUCAACAAGUUCAUAAAUAACAACAACUACAUGAACAUGUCAGAAGCAAAUGGCACCCUGCUGACUGCUGGUGAUACCUUUCACACACCCAGUCUUGGGGAUGAGGAAUUUGAGAUUCCCCCCAUCACACCUCCGCCAGAAAUAGAGUCAGGCCUCGGACUGUCUGAUGGGGAUUCGCCUUUCCACACCAUGCCAGAGCCUCCUGCCCAUCAGAGGGGCUCCCUGAUCCCUCAAUUCCCACCUCAAAGCUUGGAUCUACCCUCCAUCACAAUAUCGCGCAACAUGAUGGACCAGGAAGGGAUGGGAUUAAGCAAUGGCCAACCGGUGAAUGCUGGACCGGCUCAUAUCCGCCAGUAUGCGGCUAACCCAACCAUGCUCAUGAAGUCCAUCGCCAACAUGAGUGGCCCGAAUGGGAUGAUUUCACGUAAUCAGCUGACCACCAUCAACCAGUCGCAUCUCAACACACAGCUGAACCUGAACAUUGGCGGAACCAACAUUGCCCACACUUCGCCGUCGCCUCCAGCCAGCAAGUCUGCCACACCAUCACCCUCCAGCUCCAUCAACGAAGACGAGCAGGACGACAGUAACAGGGUGGUUGGCGAGAAGAGACCGGCACCUAUCGAUCCCACGAAAAAGCCCAAGACGCCCAAAAAGAAGAAGAAGAAGGAUCCCAAUGAGCCUCAGAAGCCAGUGUCUGCAUACGCUCUGUUCUUCAGAGACACCCAGGCCGCCAUCAAGGGUCAGAACCCCAAUGCCACCUUUGGUGAAGUGUCCAAGAUAGUGGCGUCUAUGUGGGACGGUCUAGGGGAGGAACAGAAACAGGUGUACAAAAGCAAAACCGAAGCUGCCAAGAAAGAGUACUUAAAGGCUCUGGCUGCAUACCGUGCUAGUCUGGUAUCCAAGGCUGCAGCGGAAUCUGCUGAAGCACAGACAAUCCGCUCUGUACAGCAGACCCUGGCUUCCACCAGCCUUUCUCCAGGCCUGGUGCUGCCUUCACCACUCAUUCAGCACCCCUCCAUGCCCUCGUCCUCCCAAGCCCUCCAACAAGCCCUACCCCGAGCCAUCGCCCCAAAGCCUCUGCAAAUGAGACUCGGAGGCAGUCAAAUUGUCACUUCGGUCACAGUUUCCCAUCAGAACAUGUCCCCGGUGAUGCCGCAAAUGCUAAGUCAGAUGGGCUCCGGCGGGACCAUGGCGCAUUCUGCGGCCGCCUCACAAAUGAGCCCACCCAUGCAGCAUCAGCAGCAUACCAUGCAGCAGCAAAUGCAACAGCACCUCCAACACCAUCAGAUGCAGCAGCAGCAGAUGCACCACCAGCAGAUCCAGCAGCAGAUGCAGCAUCAGCACUUCCAGCACCACCUCCAACAGCAGCUCCAACAGCACCACAUCCACCAACAGCAACAACAGCAACAGCAGCAACAGCACUUGCAAAUGCAGCACAUGCAAAUGCAGCAGCAAAUGCAUCAGCAGCAAAUGCAACAUCUUCAACAACACCAGUCCCAGUGUUCCCCGCCGCAGCACUCGCCCGGCACACCUCAUUCUGUGGGCUCUGCGUCGCUCGGCAGCCCCCAGCCGGCUCCUCAGCAGCAAAAUCCUCCACCGCAGCAACACCCCUCCCAGAUCCAGGCCCACGCCCACGCCCAGGUCCUUUCCCAAGUCAGCAUUUUCUGA
Molecule: messenger RNA, 1761 nt
Organism: Nerophis lumbriciformis (worm pipefish)
Lineage: Eukaryota; Metazoa; Chordata; Actinopteri; Syngnathiformes; Syngnathidae
Source: RefSeq, a predicted model, not a curated record